AAAAAAAAAGACCCAAGCUUGGUCUGCUUCGCUCAGGCUACACAACCCGGCGUCCAAAUCAACGACCGAGUCACCGCUUUACCCGUUUUAGUAGGCUUUCUUCCCGCUGCAUGGUGGUGCUCUUUGACAACAAACUUCUCCCACAGAUGUAUGGCCGAGCUGGCGAAUCUGGUGACGAGGCUGGAGUUGGCCGUAGGCCGUCUGGAGGCAAUGUCGGGUCCCGGUGGCAGCAACGAAGGAUCUGCUAGUGGAGCUGUGUCUGCAUUCGUUGAGGCCUUUGACAAGAUAAUCAGCGGUCCUGUGACUCAAUAUUACACCCUCAGCCAGCAGAUAGGGGGCGAUGUCCUGAAACAUGCAGAAAUGAUGAAACAGGCAUUCUCCAGUCAGCGACACGUCAUUGUAACAUCCUCUGCUGCCCAGAAGCCCUCUGAUACUGUUUUGAACACCCUCCUGCAACCGAUGUCCCAAGUCAUCCAGCAGGUGCAGGCAUUCCGCGAGCAGAACCGCACAUCCACACAUUUCAACCACCUCUCAGCCAUUAGCGAGAGCGUACCUGCCCUUGGAUGGGUCGCCGUGGCCCCAAAACCAGGCCCAUAUGUUAAAGAGAUGCAGGAUGCCGCCAUGUUCUACACCAACCGUGUGCUCAAGGAGUACAAGGAAAAGGACAAGACACACAUGGACUGGGUGCGGUCCUAUUUGGUAAUCUGGACCGAGUUGCAGAAUUACAUAAAGCAAUACCACACCACCGGUCUGUCCUGGAGCAAGACUGGCCCAGUGGCUUCAGCUUCUACAGCCUCUGCGGCCCCCCCAAGCGCACCUGGCGGUUGCCCUCCCCCGCCCCCUCCAGGGCCGCCGCCUCCUCCCAUGAACCUUAGCGGCACCUCUGGACAUGGUGACAGCGAUGCCCUCAAUCGGAAUGCCUUGUUUGAGUCCAUCAACAAGGGGGCCGACAUCACUAAUUCCCUCAAGCAUGUUGGCGAAGAUGAAAAGACCCACAAGAAUCCCAGCCUCAGAGCUCAAAGUGCUCCUAUGCGUGCCGGACCAAAGCCCUUCACUUCCUCCCGAGCCACUGCAUGUGCCACCCCGACACGCGCAGCUCCUCCCGUUUUGGAGCUGGAAGGCAAGAAGUGGAAAGUGGAGAACCAAGAAGGUGCACAGGACCUGGUGAUCAGUGACACUGAGCUCAAACAAGUGGUUUAUGCUUACAAGUGUAACAGCAGCACUCUGCAGGUCAAAGGCAAACUCAACUCCAUCACUAUCGAUAACUGUAAGAAAAUGGGCCUGGUGUUUGAUGAUGUCGUUGGCAUUGUUGACAUCAUAAACUGCAGGGAUGUCAAAGUCCAGGUUAUAGGUCGGGUUCCCACCAUCUCCAUCAACAAGACCGAUGGCUGCCACGUGUUCCUGAGCAAAGACUCUCUGAACUGUGAGAUCAUCAGCGCCAAGAGCUCAGAGAUGAACAUCCUGGUGCCCCGCAAGGAUUGCGAAUUUUCGGAGUUCCCGGUUCCUGAGCAGUUCAAGACUGUCUGGGAUGGCGAAAAGCUCGUUACCACGUCAACAGAGAUUGCGGGAUAGAGGUGCAGCAUGCAGUGCGGCCGGCUUUUUUCGACGCCUCACACGCCCCUCCCCCCCAUUUCGCCAAGUCCACCUGACUAAUGACCCGCACUCACCAGCUAACCCACACGCUGUAGAGUUGAACGUCAUGCGUUUUCUCACACCCCUUCUCCCUGGCCAAUCACAGCUUUAGCUGUUUCUUCCCAUAGCCAAUGAGGACUGCUCACUUUUAUCUGAAACAUUCCUCCAGCCAAUCAGCAGGGAGUACUUUGCCAAUAGCAUCUGUAUAUCAUUGAGCCGGAUAAUGUUGUACUAAAUUAGCCAUCAUAGUUAAGUGAAUAUAGUCUCUGCAGCCACAAUUAUCAAGAUGCUUCAUGCGCUAAUGAUCUCUUAAUGGCUCGGAUGGCUUCCCCACCCCCAGGUUAUGGUGUGGGUGUGGUAGGUUUCUAUUUCUUAAUAUGCAAUUCAGUGAAGCACUUAACAAAUCUUUUCCAUGGCCUCCACAUUGCACAUUGAAAAUAACAGUUGUUGUGUAUAUUAAAAAACAUGCAACACAUAGAUUAGGAGUAAAAUCAGGUUGAGUAUGUGCUGACAUCUAAUUUUAUGCACGUUUUCAUUUGUGAUCUGUCUUUGAUCAUUUCAAUACAACUAGAUCACAAUCAUGUGUCCUUGUAUACACAUUCCCAAGUAUUAGACAUUCCAUGGGAAAAAAAAAAAGUUGCAAUGUGUAAUUGAACCUGACUAGUUGUGGUGGGCUCCUGCUGUUGAUUUCUAAAUGGAAAAGUGGCCGCCAAAAAGUAAUGACAUGUGGCCUCUAAAAUAAUAUAUACACUGUACACCUGUGUAGAUGUUAAUAUUGGCUCCACCAACAACUUGACUUGCUCCAAGACCACGUCAGCAUCAUUUGGUUCCUCAGUGCUUUGAAGCUGUGGAUUGUCUUUCUUUGACCUUUUUUGUGGGGAGAGAGUUGGGUCCACAAUCAGUACUGGAGACUUCAUUAAAAUGUUGCAAUAA
Messenger RNA from Phycodurus eques (leafy seadragon), 2565 nucleotides. Its product is annotated as adenylyl cyclase-associated protein 1-like. The transcript has 14 exons. Lineage: Eukaryota; Metazoa; Chordata; Actinopteri; Syngnathiformes; Syngnathidae. Gene Ontology annotation, biological process: cell morphogenesis; regulation of adenylate cyclase activity; cytoskeleton organization. Gene Ontology annotation, cellular component: cytoplasm. Gene Ontology annotation, molecular function: actin binding; adenylate cyclase binding. Bases 151 to 1572 code for a protein of 473 amino acids. The record is from RefSeq and is a predicted model, not a curated record.